Rubroshorea leprosula is the source of this 4134-nucleotide messenger RNA. The record is from the annotation of a GenBank genome assembly. NCBI's taxonomy places the organism in Eukaryota, Viridiplantae, Streptophyta, Magnoliopsida, Malvales, Dipterocarpaceae.
AGGUAAUUAAUCUCUACGCUUCUCUCUCUGCAAUUACUUCUUGAGAGCAUCUCUCUCUAGAAUAUUGAGUAUUGCUGACUUGAGCGUUGGAGUGUCUUCCCCGAGGAAACAACCUCGGGAUUUUCAGGUGUAAAAGCAGCCGAAGACUUCAACAGUGUUGGAUUGUGAAGCUGCCCAAACAUUUGGCGCCGUCUGUGGGAAACCUUGAACAAAAAGUUGUGUAGCUUAACCCUCUGAAAGACAAAAUGGUUCGGACUUUUACAGGAGGUCGUCCCCCAAGAAAUGAAGUAGACGAACAAGAGGACAUUCAACUGCCUGAGCCCGGUUUGAAUGACUUUAGGCCAAUGCCAAGAAACCUCUUCGUAGGGGGAGCCGAGCAGGAUCACCUCAGUGAAACAGAUGACGAAAGAACACCCACUGGGUAUGCAACCCAGCCUGAACAGUUCCAAGUUCCAGCAGGAACAAGACAAAGACCUUCGGGACCACACAAUACACAACAUGAACGACCUGAAAGGUCAACAGAACCUGCUCAGACAACUGAACUUGAGGAAAGAACCAGAGUUCUCGAAAUGGCAAUGGGUAAAAUCCUCGCCCGACUAAUACCUGACGACCCCCUGAUUCCUUUAUUGAACAGGGAUGCACAACCAGCUGCGGUUGUAGCGACCCGAAACUCACCCGCUCUAAGCAACAUAGUGGUGCCGACCAGGCCGAGGGGAAGCGGGAAGCUGAAUAUCGAACCCAGCUCGUCCAAGUAUAGUGAAGAACUGAUGAGAAAGAAUGCAGACCUGGAAAGGCAGUUAAGGGACGUACAAAGGUCUAUUGACGAGCUGAAGAGUCCCAGGUCGCACCAACAGACUCUCGAUUUGGAUAGUGCCCCUUUAAACCUAUCCAUCACAGGAGAGCCAUAUCAAGAGGGAUUUAAGAUUCCCCACCUGGAGACGUAUGACGGCUCGGGUGAUCCUGAUGAACAUUUGCAUACCUACCAAGCCAUCAUGAGAAUCCAGAAUGCCAACGAUGCCAUGAUGUGCAAAGUGUUUCCAGCAACACUCAAGUCAACAGCUAGGAGAUGGUAUCAUAAACUCCCCAGACAUUCCAUAGAUUCGUAUUCCCAGCUUGCCAAGUUAUUCUCCAACAAAUUUGCAAGUCAAAGGGAGAUUAAACGCACGGCGACCGAGCUGAUGCAAGUUCACCAAAAGGAGGGAGAAUCUUUGAGGGACUACAUGCAGCGAUUUAACAAAGCUACAUUAGAUAUCGAUAACAUCCCUGAUACCAUCUGCUUAUCCGCCCUGCUGCACGGUCUGAAACGUGGCAGGUUCCUAGACGACUUACUGGAAAAUCCACCAAAAACGUGGAACGAAGUCAAUGACAGGAGGGAGGAAAAGAAAAAGCAGAAGGUUAAUGAACAAUGGGGGAAGCCAGCUAAAUUCCCAAAAUAUGCUAGCUAUAUCCCUCUCACUUUGCCAAGGUCUCAAAUCCUAGCACAGAUCCAGCACUGGGUUAGAAGACCCCCACCCCCGGUGCAUGAUUCCCCGCGAGCAGACAAGAGCAAACAUUGCGACUACCAUCGUGUAUAUGGUCACAACACAGAAGACUGCCAACAUUUAAAGGACGAGCUGGAGUUCUUAGCUCGCACUGGGAAAUUAGAGGGAUAUGUUCAGAAGCCUCAUACCCAGCAACCGGCUCAAAAUCACUUCGUGCAGGGGUAUAACCGACCUCAGGUACAGAGGUACCAGCUCGGCAACACACAAGGCAUGUAUCAAGAUGGCCAAUAUCCUUCCGAGCAAGGCAGAGCGUAUAGGGGCCGCCAAUUCAACAGGCGAGGCCAAGGUCAGGGACCUGCCCCCCAAAACCAAAAAGACAGGAGAGGAAUUGGGUGCAGUGCGAUACCCCCGCCGUCUGGCACAAUCAACAUGAUCUCCGGCGGUAUGCACUCGGAGGGCCAAAGUGCCCGGGCACGGAAGGCAUAUGCCCGGCAGGUGAUGACGGUUAAAAAAAACAGGCCCUUGAAGCGACCAUUCGAGGAGGCGGAGUGGGAGAACACACCCAUUACAUUCAGCCCGACAGAUUACAAACGAGCAGAUGGAGAGCCCGACGUUAUGAUGCCGCAUGCGGAUCCUUUUGUGGCAACGGUUCAUAUAGGCAACCAUAACGUCAAUAAGGUCUUCAUUGAUACGGGUAGCUCGCCAGAUAUCCUAUACUGGAGUUGCUUCCAGAAAAUGCAGCUAAACCCAAGCUCGCUGCAAAAGCACGAAGGGCCUAUAUAUGGGUUUGACAAUCAGCCCGUGCCGGUUGAAGGAGUAAUUACCCUUCCUAUCUAUGUGGGCUCGGAACCAAGGUUCAGGAUGGCUUCUGUCACCUUCCUGGUCGUCAAGAUGGAGUCAGCUUUCAACGCUAUACUGGGAAGAGCCACUCUUUGCGAGCUGAAGGCUGUGAUAUCACAACCCCAUCUUUGCAUGAAAUUCCCAACUCCUCAGGGGGUAGGAGUGCUUAAAGGAAAUCAGAAGAUGGCCAGAGCGUGUUAUCAAGACACAUUUAAGAAGGUUGAGCUUGCGGUAGCCCCGAGAGACUCUGAAAAUAGUAGGCCGGCUCAGCCCGGCCAGCAGACAAUGAGCAUAUCGGAUAUUGAGCAUAGACCCGAGGGUGUCGAGCAGAAAGCAGAGCCGGUAGAGCCAGUAGAAACCGUUCCUUUAAACCCUGAUGUGCCGGAAAGAACAGUCAAGAUCGGCACCAAGCUCAUAGAAGAAGAACGAGCAGAGCUUCUGGAAUUUUUGAGGGUCAAUCAAGAUGUGUUCGCAUGGACUACCAAUGAAAUGCCUGGCAUCCCGGCAGAGUUGACAGUCCACAAACUCAGCACGGACCCCACCAGAAGGCCGGUGAUACAGAAACGUCGCCUUUUUGGCCCAGAGAAACAAGCUGCCAUAGACGAGGAGAUACAAAAGCUGCUACAAGCGGGCUUCAUCAGGAAAGUGGAGUACUCUGAGUGGGUAUCUAACCCCGUGCUCGUCAAAAAGCCAAAUGGCAAGUGGAGGAUGUGUAUUGACUUCACCAACCUCAAUGACGCAUGUCCAAAAGACCCUCACCCCCUGCCGAAUGUGGAAAAAUUAGUGGAGCGGGCAGCUGGGCAUGAGCGGAUGAGCUUUCUCGACGCCAGCUCGGGCUAUCACCAGGUUCAGCUGCUGUUGAACGACCAGGAGAAGACAGCUUUUUACGCUGGUGACGCAAUCUACUGCUAUGUCAUGAUGCCGUUCGGCCUCAAAAAUGCCGGAGCAACAUACCAGAAGCUGGAUCACAUAGGCGACCUGGAGGAAACUUUUCAAAACCUGCGCCGAGCCCAAAUGAAGCUGAAUCCUUUGAAAUGCACGUUCGCUGUGGAAUCAGGGAAAUUCCUAGGAUACGUGGUAUCCAAGAAGGGAGUUGAAGUGAAUCCAGAGAAGGUCCAGGCCGUUCAGCAUAUGGAGUCACCCAAGACUAUAAAAGAUGUACAGCGCCUGACAGGUCGUGUAGCCGCAUUGCACAGGUUUAUAGCCAGGUCGGCUGAAAGGUGCCUCCCGUUCUUUAAAGCUUUGAGAGAGCCUAAAAAUUUCCAGUGGACCGAUGAAUGUCAACAGGCGUUUGACGAGCUCAAACAAUAUUUGGCAUCAGCACCCAUGCUGUCCAAACCUGUCGACGGGGAAUGUUUAUAUCUGUAUCUGGGGGUCGCGGAAGAAGCAGUGAGUUCAGUUCUACUGAGGGAGGAGAAUAAGAAUCAGAAGCCCAUCUGCUAUGUGAGCAAAGUUUUACAGGGCGCUGAACGGAAUUAUCCAUUAGCAGAGAAGGCUGCUUUCGCCCUGGUGUACACAGCUCGUAACAAACUUCCUCUGAGAUUUGUCCUAAUUAAAAAUUUGAGAAGUUCGAGAAAUCUGCCCGUCACCCAUAUCAACCCGUACGGAUUAGCUGCUUCAGCUCGUUCACUAUACGCUAGCUCGUUCAGACGAGAUCGUCCAUGCGCACCUGCUCAGCUCGCUGAUCAGCCGAGCUCGCCUUACCUAACCACCCGUUUACUCGUGCCUGCUCUGCAGGAGGUCGGCAUGCGACCACCCUGGUUUCACGCUGCCCAGCUCGGCCGUCCAUGAGGCCGGUCAGGAACACAAAGUA